CAGGACCUCAAGUGUGAUCACCAUGUUUCUAAACAGAACUGUAAUUAAGAAGGAAGAGAAGAUGGAGAAGAAGGAGGAAAGAAAACCUGAAAACAUUAAAAAGGAAGAAAAAGAUGAAGAUGAGCUGAAACCAGGAGCAGCCAAUCGGUCCCGAGUCACCAGAUCAGGAAGCAGAGGCAUGGAACGAACAGUCGUGAUGGAUAAAUCGAAAGGGGAGCCUGUCAUUAGUGUGAAAACCACAAGCAGGUCAAAGGAGAGAAGCUCAAAGAGUCAGGAUCGCAAAUCGGAAAGCAAAGAGAAGAGAGACAUCUUGUCCUUUGACAAAAUCAAAGAGCAAAGGGAACGAGAGCGCCAGAGGCAGCGGGAACGGGAAAUCCGAGAGACAGAGAGGCGGCGAGAGCGUGAGCAGCGUGAGAGGGAGCAGCGCCUGGACGCCCUCCACGAGGGGAAGGAGAAGGCUCGGCUGCAGCGGGAGCGCCUGCAGCUCGAGCGCCAGCGGCAGCGGUUGGAGCGGGAGCGGCUGGAACGGGAGCGGCUGGAACGGGAGCGCGAGCGCGUGGAGCGGGAGCGCCGGAAGGAGCAGGAGCGCAUCCAACGUGAGCGCGAGGAGCUGCGGCACCAGCAGGAGCAGCUGCGCUACGAGCAGGAGCGGCGGUCGGUGCUCAGGAGGCCCUACGAUGUUGGGCGGCGAGAUGACGCCUAUUGGCCAGAGGGAAAGCGCAUGGCCAUGGAGGACAGAUACCGCCCAGACUUCCCUCGGCCCGAUCACCGUUUCCACGACUUUGACCACCGUGACCGGGGCCAGUACCAGGAGCACGUGGCCGACAGGAGGGAAGGUUCAAGGUCAGUGAUGGGAGAGCGAGAUGGGCAGCACUACUCAGAUGACCGCCACGGCCAUGGAGGACCACCAGAGCGCCAUGGCCGCGACUCCCGAGAUGGCUGGGGUGGCUACGGCUCCGACAAGAGGAUGAGCGAGGGCCGGGGGCUGCCUCCUCCCCCCAGGGGUGGCCGUGACUGGGCGGAGCACAGCCAGAGGCUGGAGGAGCAUCAGGAGCGCGCCUGGCCGGGCACAGUGGACGCGGGCACGGCGGGCCGAGAGCACUUGCGGUGGCAAGGUGGUGAGAGGGGCCUGUCUGGGCCCUCGGGGCCAGGGCAUGUGGCAAGUCGGGGUGGAAUAUCGGGGCGAGGCGGCUUUGCACACGGCGGGCACGCCCAGGCUCACGUGGUGCCCUCCGGAGGCCUCGAGGGUGGAGGAGUGGCCGGCCAGGACCGGGGCAGCAGAGGCCCGCACCCCGCCCCCCACCCAUACCCCCACUUCACCCGCCGCUACUAGAGCCCACCCACCCCGCGUGUCCUGGUAGGCAGGCAGAUGUACUGUUGAGUCUCUUAGCCAGAGUUACCUUGAACUUGUGGAAUCUUUUAAGAAACAGAAGCAAAUCCUGCCACCGUGUUGUAGCUUAAUACAAUGUGAAUCCACUUUUUUUUUCUUUUUUUUUUAAAUAAAUGUGUUCUUGUUCUGCUAUUUGUAAGACAAGGUUUCUGUUAACGAGGCAUUCCAUUUUCCGUUAAUAAAAGUUUAUGGUUCGCA
Messenger RNA from Physeter macrocephalus (sperm whale), 1588 nucleotides. Its product is annotated as scaffold attachment factor B2. NCBI's taxonomy places the organism in Eukaryota, Metazoa, Chordata, Mammalia, Artiodactyla, Physeteridae. Gene Ontology annotation, molecular function: sequence-specific DNA binding. The record is from RefSeq and is a predicted model, not a curated record. The transcript has 10 exons. The coding region runs from base 23 to 1333 and encodes 436 amino acids. Gene Ontology annotation, biological process: regulation of androgen receptor signaling pathway; regulation of transcription by RNA polymerase II; regulation of mRNA processing. Gene Ontology annotation, cellular component: nucleus.